Anopheles stephensi (Asian malaria mosquito) is the source of this 796-nucleotide messenger RNA. It is a transcript of the gene tsu, whose product is annotated as RNA-binding protein 8A. NCBI's taxonomy places the organism in Eukaryota, Metazoa, Arthropoda, Insecta, Diptera, Culicidae. Gene Ontology annotation, molecular function: mRNA binding. Gene Ontology annotation, biological process: RNA splicing. Gene Ontology annotation, cellular component: nucleus; cytoplasm; exon-exon junction complex. The transcript has a single exon. The record is from RefSeq and is a predicted model, not a curated record. The coding region runs from base 134 to 628 and encodes 164 amino acids.
GGACCCGAAGCAACAACAAAAAAACACACACUGCAUUUCAGAGAAAGUUUGCAAACACCAACCACGACGCGGUGAAAACCAUAGUGGAAAGAAUCGUGAAAAUUUUGGGAGCAACAACGCACGUUCGCACACAAUGGCCGAUGUGCUCGAUAUCUACAACCACGAGGAGUUCGAGGUGGACGAAGAUGGCGACCAGGGCAUUGCACGAUUGAAGGAGAAGGCCCGCAAACGGAAGGGACGCGGUUUCGGCAAUGAGAGCAUACCCCGCGAAACGAUCGACUACGAGCGCAUGCAGGACGAAGAGGAGGAAGCGGAACCGGGCCCACAGCGAUCGGUCGAAGGAUGGAUCCUGUUCGUGACGUCCAUACACGAGGAAGCGCAGGAGGACGACAUACAGGAAAAGUUCUGCGAGUUCGGUGACAUCAAGAACAUUCACCUGAAUCUGGACCGUCGAACCGGCUUCCUCAAGGGCUACGCAUUGGUCGAGUACGAAACGUACAAGCAGGCGCUGGCAGCGAAGGAAGCGCUGAACGGGUCCGAGGUGCUCGGACAGACGAUUGCCGUCGACUGGUGCUUCGUGAAAGGGCCAAAGAAGCUUAAGAAAUCUUCCGAACGACGCCGGCGAUAGGGAAUAGAACGCGUGGGCGCAAGGCACAGUAUAAUAAGUCGUCUAUCUCAGCAGAAGGUACCAAAACACGCGCAUUCACCCGGGAACGCCCCGCACCCCAAAAGAGAGAACGUCUAUUCAUAUGUAAAAUUUGAAUGAAAAUAAAUUAAUUAACUACUAUCUAAACAC